Molecule: messenger RNA, 1476 nt
Organism: Botrytis byssoidea
Lineage: Eukaryota; Fungi; Ascomycota; Leotiomycetes; Helotiales; Sclerotiniaceae
Exons: 1
Coding region: 1-1476 (491 amino acids)
Source: RefSeq, a predicted model, not a curated record
AUGAUGUUUACCAAGCCUACCGAAUUUUCCUUCGCGAAUAUGGACGAGGACUCUGCAAAAAAAGCUCUGUCUGUCAUAGCAUCCUUCUUUUAUAUUCAGGAAGGCGGAGUGCAGUGGUUAAACGAUAAUCUCAGCCAAUUUGGUUGCACAGCUGAUGGUUUAGUUAACGAAGCUUUAAUUGAUCCGGAGCUAACACAACAUCGAAUCUGCCAAGAUCUCCAUCACGCAUAUCGUCUUCAUAUCAAUCCAAAUGACGAAGAUGCUGCUGCAUACGAGACACCAGCCCCUGCGACUGGAGGUAAAGGCAAGAGUGUGCACCCAUUUCCUAAGCCCUUUGCUUAUGCAGCAAUACACCCCCAAGUCCUUGUAGAGCAAGCGCUCAAUGCUCGACUUGCAAAAUUUGACGAAGUGCCUAUCGAAGAACAAUCCUUUGGAGAGGCUGCCGAGCUGGAAGCUUCUCAGCAAGAAUCUCCUGUUACCGAUCAACUUCUCAUUCAGCUUGAGUACGAGUCUUCAGAUGCCGACUACUCUGAAUACCAAUCCGAGCCAGAGGACUUUGUUAGAGGCACCUCCAAUAUUUCCGAUAUCGAUGAUUUAGACGAUGAAGAUUAUUUCGAGAAGUCACUUACCAACUUCUAUAGACUAACCUACGACCAACAGCUCGCCCUUACCAUCGAAGCCUCUCUGAAAGAGCACUCAUCACAGAAGUAUAACGGCGAAUCUUCUGGUACCAACAAUCAACUUACACCACCAUCUUCUCAGCAAAAGACAACUGCACCAGUAAACUACUCUGGUGGAAAAUCUAUCUUAUGUCCAGGUCAAUCACCCAGUGGAAAACACAUCUUGCCCGCAUCACCAGAUACUACUUCGUGUCCAUCUUCCCUUAAUAGAAAGCGAGAACACGAUGCUGACGAGUCUCAUGAUGAUGAAUGUUAUAUCAAGUCUCCUCGUCGGCCGACUAAGAAGCGCACGAAGUCUAACACCAAAUCCUCUCUUCAUACACCAGCUUCUUCGUCUACCUCAGUCACUGCAUCUGGCUCCUCCCCUUCAUCAAGUUCACGCAAAGCAUCCUCCAAACCUCGCAAAACACCUCAAUCUUCUCGCAGAAGUCGUCCCUCCAGUAAACCCCGUCGCUCCGCCUGGACUGAUGACGAAACAUUCAAGCUCUACGAAUGUCUUGUCAAACGUCGAGAAAUCGAAGCUAAGCGCCCCGAUAUUAUUAAGCUCUAUGAUGCUCCUCUCUGGAAGCAUAUCUCGGAAGAACUUGCUUCUACCCAUGGCAUUCAUCGAGCACCUGGUGGUUGCAAAUCUAAUUGGAAUCGAAAUGGACGAGAGUUUUAUGACUUUGACGAACGAUCGAUUUUGAAACGCUCGAAGUCUUUGGCUACUAGUGUUCAGGUUCCAAAGAAGGACAGAAAGCGAAAGAAGCCUGUUGCUGUUGCUGUUGCUGUUGAUGAGGUUGAUGAUGAUGUAUAG